AUGAGCUCGUCCAGCGUGUCACCGGGGGGGGGGGCCUCAGCGGGGGGGGGCUCCUGUGGAGAGGAGCCUCCAGCCUUCGUCCUCCCUCCUCACAACGUCCGGGUUCCCCUGGGAGGAGACGCCCGACUGGAGGGCAAGGUGUAUGGUCAUCCUGAGCCUCAGGUCACAUGGUACAGGGAGGGGAGGGCUGUGAUUGGCGGAGAGCGCUGUGUCCUGGUGAGAGGUGGGCGGGGCACCUUCAGCCUGGUGGUGGGCGGAGUCAGAGAGGAUGACCUGGGACGUUACACCUGUAAAGCGACCAAUCACGCAGGGAGCCGACAAGUUACCGUGGAGAUUCUCCUGGAAGAGGAUUCUGGGAAGAGGAUCAUCCUCCCGUCCUCCAUGAAACCAGGGGGGCGCACUAACACACAGAUGUUGGAGACCAGGUCCAGCAUCUGGGCUGAGAGUCCGCCCAGGUUCAUCAGCAAGCCGGGCCGGGUCCACGCCGAACCGGGGCAGAGCGGGAGGUUCUCCGCCAAGGUCACCGGACGACCACAGCCCCUGGUCACAUGGCACAAGGAGGGGGCGGGGCUUCCUUCCUGUGGGCGGGUCAGUACAUACGAGCGCUCGGGCCUUCACUUCCUGGAGAUAAAGGAAGUUUGUGCAGAAGAUGCAGGAACUUACACGUGUUCGGUGUCCAACGGCGCCGGAGCAGCGACGGUCAGCGCCCAGCUCCACGUUCAGGGUGCUGGCUCCUCCUCCAGCAGGACGGAUCACACCACUGACAGCACACAGACCUGCACAGUGGACGGAGCUGCACCCCCCUCCCGUACAGGGCAGCAGCAGCGCCCCCUGCAGGCAGACCCCUGGGGGAGCAGGCCUCCUGUCCCGCUGCCCCUGGUGCCUGAGAGGAGAACUGCAGCUGCUCCACAUGGAGCUGCACGGAGUUCUGUGUGUCUGACGUCUUUGUCUCUGCAGGGUCCGUCCGUCCUCCGUCCUCCUGCAGGUCCCAGCGGCUCCGACAGCAGCAGGGCCGUGUGGAGGUCAGGGUCCAACCUGCGGUUUGAGGCCGUUCCUCUGGACCAGGAGGCCACAGAGGGAGGCCAGGUGACCUUCACCUGCCAAGUCUCGUCUGCUGCCGUUCCCAUGGUUACCUGGCUGAAGGACGGGAGGCGGGUGAGGACAGGACCAGGUCUGCAGCCGAGGCAGGACGGAGCCUGUCUCACCCUCACCCUGGAGACAGUGAGACAUGUGGACCAAGGGACGUACAGGUGUCAGCUGACCACAGCUGAUGGUCCGACCAUCCACUCUGCAGCAUGGAGACUCAGUGUCCACAGACUGCAGGGUCGCAGGUCAGAGGUCACAGAGGUCACAGAGGUCAGAGGAGUGUGUGAGGCUCCGAGCUUCAUCAGACGACUGAGUGACCUGAAGGUGAUGGACGGCAGCAUGGUGACCAUGGAGGUGGAGCUGACUGGCCACCCCCCCCCAGAGGCGGUGUGGCUCCAUGACGGACAGGAAGUGGCCGAGUCGGAGGACUUCCUGCUCCUGAGGGAGGAGAACCGCUGCACGCUGCUGAUCCAGGAGGUCUUCCCUGAGGACACAGGGACGUACAGCGUCCGGGCGUGGAACCGGCACGGACACGCCUCCACCGCGGCCCGCCUCACGGUGGAGGAACCUCAGAACGGUGUCCAGCCGUGGUUCAUCACCAAACCCAAACCAGCGAGCGCCGCUGCGGGUGGCCACGCCCUCCUGUCCUGCGCCGUCGCCGGAGACCCGUUCCCCCGGUGCACCUGGACCAGAGCCCACCUGAGCCGACCUCUGACCUCAGGAGACCACUACGAGCUGCUGCAGAAAGACGACGUCGUCUCGCUGCUGAUCAGGAGCGUGGAGACACAUCACGCUGGAGACUACGUGAUCAGCCUGAGGAACACUGUCGGUGAGUGUGAGUCCAGGACCCGUCUGUGUGUCACUGAGGGAGAGACAGACGGGUGGAGAGGACGAGAGGACGACAGCCCUGCAGCAGCAGCAACAGGAGGAAGAGGAGGAAGAGGAGGAGGAGGAGGAGGAGGAGGAGGAGGAGCAGCUGGUGGGAGUGCGGCGCUGAAAGGAGGAGGAGGAGGAGGAGGCGUGGAGCCCAGAGGCAGCAGCAGAGGUGGUGUCAGUCGGCAGGAGGCCAACCAGGAGCAGAAGGAGAACCAGCCUCUCCUGCACCUGCACCAGGAGGAGAACCAGAAGAAGGAGGCGGACCAGGACCGUGCCGCCGCUCCCCGAGGCCUCCUCCGACACGGCGUGGACACCAGGCAGCGAGGAGAAGAGGAGCUGCGGCAGAGGGAGGCGCAGCAGCUGGAUUUCCGCUCGCUGCUGGGACGCCAAGCUUCUCACGCCAAAACCAGGCAGGGAGAGGAGCCAAGGGAGGCCGGCCUCGCCACCGCCGCCGCCGAGCACCGCCGCCGCCACCAGAUGGAUUUUAAGGCCAACCUGAAGGGGGUCAAGCCCAAGCCGGAGGACGACCGCAAGGGCGGCUCCACGCAGCAGGUGGAUUUCCGUGCUGUCCUGGGCAAGAAGGGCGCCGCCGGCAGCAACGGCAACAAACCAGCCGAGACGCCUGAAAAGGACGCCAGCGACUUCAGGUCCGCUCUCGCCAACAAGAAGAAGCCAGCCGGCCCGGAGAAGAACGGCGAGAGCGGGAAGACGGCGGUGAACAACUGUGUGGACGGAGCGCUUCAUGAGAAGAGGAGCGGCGCCGGAGGGAAGGCGCCGGAGUUUGUGGAGACGCUGACUGACGGGACCGUGGUGGACGGACAGCGCCUCCGGCUGCAGUGUCGCCUCGCCGACCCCACAGAGGUCACCGUCACCUGGACGCUGGACGGGAAGGUCAUCAAGCCGUCAAAGUUCAUCAUACUCGCCAACGAAGGAGGCCUGUGCUCCCUGACCAUAGACAAAGCUCUGCCGGAGGAUGAAGGUCAGUACCGCUGCCGAGUGGAAGCUCCAGCAGGACGAGCCGAGAGCUGCUGCACGGUGCUGGUGGAUGACCCGACAGAAAACUCUCCUGCAGACAAGAAGUCGAAGAAGUCGACUCCGACCUCAGAGAGUGAAGCCAGGAUCAAGAAACCAACUCACAAGACUCCUCCUAAACAAGCUCUGCCUCCUCAGAUCCUUCAGUUCCCUGAGGACAUGAAGAUCUUGGCGGGAGAGAAGGUGGAGAUCCUCUGUAAGUUCUCUGGAGCUCCGCCCAUCAACUGCACCUGGCUGAAGUUCAGGAAACCAAUCCAGGAGGGCUCGGCCGACAUCUCCAUCGCCAGCGGUGACGGCAGCAGCGAGCUGACCAUCUCCAGCGGGCAGCAGGAGCACUGCGGCUGCUACACCAUCGAGCUGAGGAACGGCUACGGCCUCCGCCAGGCCGCCCUCAACCUCACCAUCGUCGAUAAACCUGACCCUCCAGCGAAGGUCCCGGCUACCUCAGAUAUCCGGCGGGCCAGUCUGACCCUGUCGUGGUACGGGCCGACCUACGACGGCGGCAGCGCCGUGCAGUCGUACGACGUGGAGACCUGGGAGUCGGGGGGGCAGCAGUGGAAACACCUGGUGUCGUGUAACAGCACCUCCACUAACAUCCAGAACCUUCUUCCUGAACGUCAGUACAAGUUUCGUAUUCGAGCGGUAAACAUUUAUGGCGUCGGCGAGCCGAGUGCGGAGUCGGAGCCCGUGACGAUGGGACUGGUGGACGACGAGAACCAGGACGAGGCUGAAGACGAGGAUGAAGACUUGGAGAAGGAGCCGGACUACAGAGACGUUAGCAUCCGAGCAGACGUGAAGGUGAAGGAGUUGUACGACGUGGAGGAGAGACUGGGAACGGGAAAGUUCGGUCAAGUCUUCAAACUGGUGGAAAAAGCCACGAGGAAGGUUUGGGCGGGAAAGUUCAUCAAGGCUUAUUCAGUGAAGGACAAGGACAACGUCCGGCAUGAGAUCUGCAUCAUGAACAGCCUCCAUCACCCCAAACUGGUCCAGUGCAUCGAUGCCUUCGAGGGCAAGUCCGACAUCGUCAUGGUGCUGGAGAUGAUCUCCGGCGGCGAGUUGUUCGAGCGGAUCAUCGACGAGGACUUUGAGCUGACGGAGCGGGAGGUGAUUAAAUACAUGCUGCAGAUCAUCGAUGGAGUGAACUUCAUCCACAAACAAGGCAUCGUCCACCUCGACCUCAAACCGGAGAACAUCAUGUGUGUCAACAAAACCGGCAGCAAAAUCAAACUCAUCGACUUCGGCCUCGCCAGGCGACUAGAAAAUGCUGGAACUCUCAAGGUUUUGUUUGGGACCCCGGAGUUCGUUGCCCCCGAGGUGAUUAACUACGAAGCCAUCAGUUAUCCCACCGACAUGUGGAGUAUAGGAGUCAUCUGUUACAUAUUGCUGAGCGGUCUGUCUCCCUUCAUGGGCGACAACGACAACGAGACUCUGUCCAACGUCACUUCGGCCUCCUGGGACUUUGAGGACGACGCCUUCGAUGAAAUCUCCGACACCGCCAAAGACUUCAUCACCAGUCUGCUGAAGAAAGACAUGAAAGCUCGGCUGACCUGCGCUCAGUGUUUCGAUCACCCGUGGCUGAAGCAGGACACCAACACCAUGAAGGCCAAGAAGCUGUCCAAGGAGCGGAUGAAGAAGUACAUCCUGAGGAGGAAGUGGCAGAAAACGGGUCACGCCGUGCGAGCCAUCGGGCGCCUGUCGUCCAUGGCCAUGAUGGCUGGAGUCAGCGCCAAGAAGGGUUCACCCACCGAAGAGGACAAUCAGUUCCUGGAGUGUUUGGAGUACGAGCAGAAGACCGAGUGCAAACCCACUUUCAGCUCCGUCAUCAAAGACGUGGAGGUGGUGGAGGGAAGCGCCGCUCGCUUCGACUGCAAGAUAGAAGGGUUCCCUGAUCCAGAGGUGGUGUGGUACAAAGACGAGCAGCCAAUCAAAGAGACCCGACACUUUCAGAUCGACUACGAUGAAGACGGAAACUGCAGUCUGGUCAUUUCAGAGGUGUCGGGCGACGAUGACGCUAAGUACAUGGUGAAGGCGGUGAACAUCCUGGGGGAGGCGACCUGCACCGCUGAGCUGCUGGUGGAGGUGAUGGCGGGAGAGGAGGAGGAGGAGGAGGAGGAGGAGGAGGAGGAGGAGGAGGAGGAGGAGGAGGAGGAGGAGGAGGAGGAGGAGGAGUAA
Molecule: messenger RNA, 5166 nt
Organism: Limanda limanda (common dab)
Lineage: Eukaryota; Metazoa; Chordata; Actinopteri; Pleuronectiformes; Pleuronectidae
Product: myosin light chain kinase, smooth muscle-like
Exons: 34
Coding region: 1-5166 (1721 amino acids)
Biological process (GO): protein phosphorylation
Molecular function (GO): ATP binding; protein binding; protein kinase activity
Source: RefSeq, a predicted model, not a curated record